Molecule: messenger RNA, 579 nt
Organism: Cucurbitaria berberidis CBS 394.84
Lineage: Eukaryota; Fungi; Ascomycota; Dothideomycetes; Pleosporales; Cucurbitariaceae
Exons: 3
Coding region: 60-497 (145 amino acids)
Source: RefSeq, a predicted model, not a curated record
GUCCUCUACACUUAUACUACUACCGACCACACUGCCACUAAACUCUCGUUGCUACAGCCAUGUCGCCGCAAGAUAGACUCCCCGGCCAGGUACAGGUUAAGAAAGGCUCGGACAUCAAGGCGCCAGAUGGGCCACAGACAGAUGGGAUGAUCAGGAUGUCGGCCAUUACAGACAUGUCGGAUCAGAUCUGCGGCACUGUGAUGAUUGCAAAACCUCGCACAGCAUCAGCUGUUCAUCACCACGGUGAAGAGGAUACGAUUGUAUACGCAGCGAAGGGCCAUGGCACUAUCGUCAGUGGACCGAAUGGCGAAAAGAAACAGGACCUUGCCCCUGGCGACUUCGCGCUUAUCCCUGCCUACGCAGAGCAUCAAGAGGUCAACGAUAGUGACGAAGAUGUUGUCUGGAUUAUAACAAGGGGAGGUCGAAACCCGAUUGUCCAUAACCUGAAAGGGUGGAGCAAGAGCCAUGAGAUUUUGCCAGAGCAGGGAGCUUUUUAGCAAUCUGAACAUUGUGCUAAGCUGCGCGAAUGUAUCGACUACACAGCAUCUGGCGAAUUUCCUCCGCGUAACAUCAUGCAGU